GUUAAUAAAGUUAAAUAAAAAAAUUGAAAGUAAAAUUUACUUCGAAGCUUCAGAGUUCAGAGUUCUCGUUGACCCUUCACCUUCUUCUCUCCUUGAUCGUCGGAAGAUAAGACUGACACAUCUACCGGAGAAGGCCAUGGCCGGGGAAUCUUCCGGUAGCAACUUCGGAGACUGUAACGGAGAAUUCGUCGGAAAAAGCCAUCGAAAGGUGGGUCUUGUUUACGACGAGGCGAUGUGCAAACACGACACACCUGACGGCGAGGAUCACCCAGAGUGUCCCGAUCGCAUCAGAGUUAUCUGGGAGAAGCUUCAGUUCGCCGGAGUCACUCAAAGAUGUGUGGUUCUUGGUGGUAGCAAAGCCGAAGAUAAGCAUCUGCAAUUGGUUCACACAAAGGACCAUGUUAAUUUAGUGAAGAGUCUAAGCACAAAGCAGAAAGAUUAUCGGAGAAACAGGAUUGCUUCACAGUUGAAUUCGAUAUAUCUGAAUGGAGGUUCAUCAGAAGCCGCAUAUCUUGCAGCUGGAUCAGUUGUGGAGGUGGCGGAGAAAGUUGCAGAAGGAGAGUUGGAUUGUGGGUUUGCUAUUGUCAGGCCACCAGGUCACCAUGCUGAGGCAGAUGAAGCCAUGGGUUUCUGUUUAUUCAACAAUGUAGCAGUCGCUGCUAGUUAUCUACUAAACGAAAGACCGGAUCUAGGUAUCAAGAAAAUUCUGAUCGUUGAUUGGGAUGUCCAUCACGGAAAUGGCACGCAGAAAAUGUUCUGGAAAGAUCCUCGUGUACUGUUUUUCUCUGUUCAUAGGCAUGAGUCUGGAAGCUUCUAUCCAGCGGGUGAUGAUGGAUAUUAUAACAUGGUUGGGGAAGGUCCAGGUGAAGGGUUUAACAUAAACGUUCCAUGGGAGCAAGGAAGAUGUGGAGAUGCAGAUUAUCUUGCCGCAUGGGACCAUAUCUUGAUUCCUGUUGCCAAGGAAUUUAAUCCCGAUAUUGUUUUGCUUUCAGCUGGAUUUGAUGCAGCUAUUGGUGAUCCACUUGGGGGUUGUCGUGUUACACCAUAUGGAUAUUCAGUUAUGUUGAAGAAGCUGAUGGAGUUUUCACAAGGAAAGAUUGUGAUGGCGUUAGAGGGAGGGUACAAUCUUGACUCCAUUGCAAAGUCUUCACUCGCGUGUGUCCAGGUUUUGCUUGAAGACAAACCAAUUCAAGGCUCUUCUGAAGCAUACCCGUUCGAGACUACAUGGCGUGUCAUACAAGCGGUACGCAAGAGGCUAUGUGCUUAUUGGCCUUCACUUGCAGAGGAAUUAUCAUUGAAGCUGAUUGAUCAAAAAACUCCUACUCCAAUUAUCGUCACCUCAAGCUCCGACUCUGAAACGGAAGACUACGCUAAUGAAAUCCUGGAUCAAAUGUCGAAACUCAACAUUGAAAACCACCAAGUAGAUACUGUCUCCACAUCUUGGAGAACUGAUCUCGCAAAGGUUGACGUUUGGUAUGCCUCUUUUGGAUCCAACAUGUGGAAACCGAGGUUCCUUUGCUAUAUUGAAGGGGGACAAGCCGAGGGAAUGAAAAAGGCAUGUGUUGGUUCAAUGGAUAAAAGUCCACCAAAGGAAAUAAUGUGGGAAACAUUUCCACACAGAUUAUUCUUUGGCCGUGAAUCCACAGUUACUUGGGGUGUAGGAGGAGUUGCUUUCACCAACCCCCUUACUAAUCUCAAUGAUCAAACUCACAUGUGUUUGUACAGAAUCACGCUUGAGCAGUUCAACGACGUUCUGUUUCAGGAAAAUGGCUUGAAAGUUGAUUCUGAUUCUCCUCUCUUUGAUCUAGCUGCUCUGCAGUUAGUACAGAACAAAGGAUCCAUCCCACUUGAAGCUGCUUCGGAUGGUUGGUAUGGAAACGUUGUCUUCUUGGGGAAACAAGGCGACAUCCCUGUACUUACAAUGACUUGCACACUUUCUGCUGUUGAGAAGUUCACAUCCGGUGAGUUCCCUUUAAGAGCUCCUGCAAAAGCCUAUGCCAACACUUUGGUAAGGGGACUUGUGGAAGGAGGAAGAUUCUCUGAAGAAGAAGCUCAGGCUUACAUAGACAACGCUGCAUCUAAACCUCUCUAGUUUAUUUUUUACCCCCAGAAACCGAGCUUUUGAUUGCGAUUUGGUGGUGCGGGUUUCUGAGUUAUUCAUUUAAUAUUGAAACCACAGGUUAAGGAAACAUUGUGUUUCUCUUGGUGUGUUAUGCUCGUAUGUAUCUUGGUUACCGAGAAGUUGCAUUCGGUUUAGUUUAUGGUUUUUGUAGGUACCGGUCACUGAAUGAAUAUUACCGGUUCAGAAUAUAUACUUAUAUUCUCAUAAUCAUAUUUUAUGGAUUAACAUACUAUUCGC
Messenger RNA from Thlaspi arvense, 2359 nucleotides. Lineage: Eukaryota; Viridiplantae; Streptophyta; Magnoliopsida; Brassicales; Brassicaceae. The record is from the annotation of a GenBank genome assembly.